This is a messenger RNA of Acanthopagrus latus (yellowfin seabream), 2172 nucleotides long. It is a transcript of the gene tiprl, whose product is annotated as TIP41, TOR signaling pathway regulator-like (S. cerevisiae). NCBI's taxonomy places the organism in Eukaryota, Metazoa, Chordata, Actinopteri, Spariformes, Sparidae. The transcript has 11 exons. Gene Ontology annotation, biological process: TOR signaling. The record is from RefSeq and is a predicted model, not a curated record. The coding region runs from base 373 to 1494 and encodes 373 amino acids. Gene Ontology annotation, cellular component: cytosol.
GAGCGGCCGUUUUCGCUUGGUCCUGGUGCUUGACGUUUCUCUGUUUACUAUAGAAUGUUAGGAAUCAUAAUCCUUAAUUGUGUAAAAUUUUGUAGAUGAGUCAGAUCGUAAUAGACCUGAUUAAUGCUUUUGUCACAUGGAUCCCUUUUUCUGACUAUCCUCAAUUAGAGUGGGCCGUGGUGUUGUUAGUGUGGUGAGGACCUGCUCUUCUUUGGGGUAUAGACCAUCUGUGGCGGACCAUGUAUAGUUUUGGUGAUGUGUGACCAAAUAGCGGAACUACAGAGGGAGUGCUGCGAACUCACACGGACCGUCUUUACCAGCGCACUCCCGUAGCCUCCAUGACAAGGAGCAGUUGACAACAAUAUCAAGUUGAUGUUCGGCUCACUGUCCACGAUGAUGUCCCAUGGUUUCAAGAGCAGUAAGCAGGACUUCACCUUUGGACCAUGGAAAGUAACUGCUGCCAAAAACCACAUCAUGAAAUCCAAAGACAUUGAACGUUUAGCUGAGGAGAUGAACAUGCCAUCCCUUCCAGAGAUGCUGUUUGGAGACAAUGUCCUGCGCAUCCAACACACAGAUGGCUACGGCAUCGAAUUCAACGCCAUUGAUGCCCUUAAAAGAGUCAACAACAUGGAGGAUGCUGUCAAAGUGGCAUGUGCUCAGGAAUGGCAGGAGAGCAGAGCGGAUUCUGAACACUCCAAAGAGGUAGUGAGACCCUACGACUGGACAUACACUACAGACUACAGAGGCACUAUGAUAGGAGAUGGUAUGCAGAUAAAGGUGCUUAAGACAGAAGAACGUAUUGACAUGGAGAGGCUGAAGGCUCGGGAACAGAUCAUGUUCUUCGAUGAGAUUCUCUUGUUCGAGGAUGAGCUGCAUGACCAUGGAGUCUCAAUGAUCAGUGUCAAAAUUAGGGUGAUGCCCACCAGUUUCUUCUUGUUGCUGCGUUUCUUCCUACGAGUGGAUGGAGUGCUGAUUAGAAUAAAUGACACACGACUGUAUCAUGAGGCUGGUAAGAAUUACAUGCAACGAGAGUUCAGCACAAGGGAAAGCAAAAUAGCAGAACUGAAGUUCCAGAAGUCAGAAGCAGACCUGGAAUACAUUGAAAAGCGGCUGAAGCUGGAGUUCAUCCACCACACUGCAGAGAAUGGAUGUCCUGCUGAGGAGAACCCAGUGUUGAUGCUGGAGAACCUGAAGGCCAUCAAAGCCAAACACGCAGCAUUGUGCUCUCAGGUGAGGGAUAUUUCAGCUGCCCAGAAAGAGUCCAUGGACUCCAUCAGAAAUAACCUCAGCGGCGUCAUGAAGGUGAUCCAACACUUCCAGCAGACUACUGAUGUAGAGGUUCAGCCACUGACAGAGUCAGAAAAAGAGUCUGCGGAGCUCGUGGGUUCAUCUUUUACUCGGACAGCAACAGAGGUGCUUCCUGCUGCAGUAGCUUCUGGCCAACAGCAGCUUUUGAGUGGAUCUGCUACCUUCAAGUCCUCUACUCAGCUGUGAAUACUGCACAGACGGCGGCGUCAGUCAGGCAGCUGAUCAGUUUGUUGGUUGGACUGCCAGUUUAGUCUGGACUGAAAAUAUUUUGAAACAACUGUUGGAUAGAUUGCCAUGCAAUUUUGUACUGCUGUUCAUGUUGCCAUAAUGAGGAAUCGUGAUGACUGUUGUAAUCCUCUGACUUUUCAUUUGGGAUGAGUUAAUGACAGAAUACCUGCAAAACUGAUGACAUUCCCAUCAGCUUCAACUGUACUUUGUGUUUAGUGCUUUUUAACAUUAUAUGGUAUAUAUUACACCUGUUUUAUAUGAACAUAUUUGUAUUAACAAUCAUCUACAACCAUUUCCAUGUAUGCUGUUUAGUCCCAGUGUCCUGUUUCCAUAGAAGAAUGAAUGUACUUUUGGCAGAUAUUGCCCCAUUUGUAGGGCUCAUUCUUCUCAGUUUGUGUUAAAAUGAUUCAAUCUGUAUUUAACAGUUCAUGGGUAAAGCUUUUACAGGUCCAUUGUAUCUAUAAUAUACCCAAGUUCCCUGGAAAGAACUAUGUACAAUGGAUAUAAAAAGUCUUCACACCCCUGUUUAAAUGGCAGGUUUUUGUGAUGUGACCUUUAAUGUGACCUGUAACCUGUACAACUCAGUUGAAAAGCAAACACAUAUUUUACUGGGAAUAAUAAAAGCUUAAAAAAAUG